ACGUAAAAUGGAAAAGAAAGAAAAUUGGUGCGAAAAGCCUCCGUCAAGGAAAACCCAUCGUGUUUCUGAUUUUCUUAUGGUUCAACUUCAUUUCAUUUCCAGAUCUCUCUCAGUCUCUCUCUCUCUCUCUCAAAGCUUCAACUGCUUUCAACAACCAUUUCUUCCUUCACCAUUUCUCCACCCAAAUAAAGUAAAAGCAACGUAACGUAGAAAAGUAUUGUUUGAAUCUAAGACCCAGAGAAUCCCAAAUUUUUUUACUCUUGAAUCGUUCUAAAAAACUCUGAACGAAAGCAAGAUGGAGAGUUUCACAGCGGAAGAUCUGUCAACAAUAGGCGGUAUAGCCACCGUUUCUCUUCUUCAUUCCUUCAUUCCCACCCAUUGGCUUCCCUUCUCCAUCGUCGGUCGCGCCCAAAAAUGGACCCUUUCUCGUACCCUCCUCGUCACCGCAUUCGGAGCUGUUUUGCAUGUAAUAUCUACUUCACUUCUUGGUAUAACAGCCAUCACUAUAACGAACACGAUUGCUGGUGAAGAAACAGUGCAUAAACUUGCUUCACUUUUGCUCAUAGUUCUUGGUGGUAGCUAUAUAUUGUUGUUUUUGUCUGGAAAGGGCGGACACAGUCAUUCUCAUAACCAACCCAUGGAGAAAAUGGCUGUUGCUGGUCUUGUCCUUGUUCCGGCAUUGUCUCCUUGUGCAACCACUCUUCCUGUGUUUCUGGCUGUUGGAAAUUCAUCUUCCAUGAUGGUACUUGCCAUUAUAGUGCUGCUAUUCAGCACUAUAACAGUGAUGACCUCGCUGGUGGCUCUAUCUUUCUACGGUGCUAGCCAGCUCAAGUUUCAUUGGGCGGAGCGCUAUGACAAAGUUCUUGUGGGUUCAGUGCUAUGCUUGGUAGGGAUCUUAACACUCAUUUUUCACGAUCAUGAUGGAGAUGAAGGUUUGCAUGGACACCAUGUGCACAGGAAAAUCAUUGGUCUUUGAGGUCUAUGGCAUCCUUCAAGUGUAUGUUUUGGUUAGAGGAUGCAAUCAUCCAUUUUAAAUACUACUAGGUGUAAAUUGUUCAUUGUGCCAUAAGUGGAUUACAAGAUUGUUUUAUCCUUAUUAGUUAGUCUAUAUGAGUAUAUGUUAUGGUCACUUUGCCAUCAAUGCUUGAGGUUGUUUUGUUCUUAUUGGUUGAUCUCAUAUGCCGGUGCUAUACAUAGCCAUUAAAAUGCUAAUUGACUUGAAUGCUGAUAUAAUGAAUUCUCUUUUUGUACCCUCA
Theobroma cacao (cacao) is the source of this 1256-nucleotide messenger RNA. Its product is annotated as Fe(3+) dicitrate transport system permease. NCBI's taxonomy places the organism in Eukaryota, Viridiplantae, Streptophyta, Magnoliopsida, Malvales, Malvaceae. The record is from RefSeq and is a predicted model, not a curated record.